AUGGUUGAUUCUGAACUUGAUGCACUUCGUGCUAAACGUUUAGCUGAAUUACAACAACAACAACAACAGCAUGUAGGUCAACAACGACCUAUGAUAUCCAAUCCUAAUGAUCAAAAUUCAGCUGAAGAACAACGACAAAAACAAGAAGAUAUGCGUAAUACAAUGUUAAGUUCAUUAUUAACACAAGAAGCACGCGCACGUUUAAAUACAAUUUCAUUAACUAAACCAGAAAAAGGACGUAUGGUUGAAGAUAUUCUUAUACAAAAUGCUAGACGUGGUGCAUUUGGUGGUGGAAAAGUUACUGAAGAACAAUUAAUUGGACUUUUAGAACAAGUUAGUAAAGCAACAGAAAAAACAACAAAAGUCAAUUUUGAUCGACGACGUGCUGCACUUGAUUCUGAUUCCGAUUAG
Molecule: messenger RNA, 411 nt
Organism: Rotaria sordida
Lineage: Eukaryota; Metazoa; Rotifera; Eurotatoria; Philodinida; Philodinidae
Source: the annotation of a GenBank genome assembly